AUGCCUAAAGCUACGAAACCUGCUGUUCGGGAUUCUCAGUUCCUGCCCUCCAGCACCUUCAUUCUAGACAAUGGGGCAUUUUCAAUGAAAGCUGGCUUCGCCCCAAGCUUGCCUUUAGCAGACGCAGAUACGCUCAAGCGGUGUCAUGCAGUUCAGAAUUCUCUCGCACGCACAAGAGACAAACGUACUUAUGUUGCGGCUCAGCAAGAUAACAUAUCGCAAUGGAGCGAAGCCAUCUUCCGAAGGCCUGUCGAACGCGGUCAACUUGUGAACUGGGAAGCAGAAAAAGAGAUCUGGGACUGCAGUUUCUUUGAUGAGAAGACGGCGCAUACAGACCUGUUUGUCAAAGAGCCAGACAGUACGACUCUGAUCCUUACAGAGGCGCCGAAUACAAUGCAAGCAUUACAAAGGAAUGCCGAUGAGAUCAUCAUGGAGGAAUGGGGCUUCGGCGGAUAUGCUAGGAUAGUGGGACAAUCACUAAACGCUUACAAUGACUUACAUCCCCUUUUCGGUGAAACUGACCGCUCUCCGUCUCUCGAAACUCACCCUCGAGCCCAGGAAUGCCUUCUGGUCGUUGAUAGCGGCUAUUCACACACAAUCAUAACACCAUUGUAUAACGGUGUUCCGAUUCAAAGAGCAAUCCGCCGCGUCGACCUCGGAGGGAAGCAUCUCACGAAUCUUUUGAAAGAGGUUGUAUCGCUAAGAUACUUUGACCUUCAUCAAGACACGAAAAUCGUCAACGACAUCAAGGAAGACGUGUGCUUUGUUAGCUCAAAUUACAAGAUGGAUAUGGAACAGACUUGGAAAGGCAAUACCGCACGAUGGCGAAAGUCAGAGAAAACGGCUCCGCCAACACUCGAAGACAAGGCAGAUAACGAUGGCUCAAUGGACAUUGACAAGCCAUCUUCAUUAUCUCCACCAUGCCCGGUCCCAGAUCCUCCAGGCCUAAUCGACUACGUCCUCCCUGACGGCUUCCGUAUACCCCGCGGCUUCUCUCGUUCUCAUGACCCUCUCACCCACCGAAAGCAAAAGCGCCAGGCAAAUGAACCCUCCUCCGCUUCCGGCGUUGGCGAUGAGAUCAGCAUGACACUCGGGUCUGAACGCUUUUCAAUCCCCGAAAUCCUCUUUACCCCCUCCGAUAUUGGAUCGCGCCAGCCGGGCAUAGCCGAGGCGGUCAUGCAAUCACUUUCGGUGCUGCCACCCGCGCUCCAAGCCACUCUACUCUCCAACAUUCUCGUUGUAGGCGGAAACGCAAGGAUGAAGGGGUUCGUGCGAAGGGUUCAGGAUGAACUGAGAAUGCUAGCGCCGGUGGAGUAUGAAGUCAGAGUGAGAGCGAUGGAGGAUCCGGUCACGAGUACCUGGUUGGGAGGUGCGAGGAUGGCAGGAAAUAGGGAGGUGGUGCGAAAGAUUGGUGUGAGUAAAGAGGAAUAUGCGGAGUUUGGAAGUGGAUGGGUAGGGAGGAGGUUUGCUGCAGUGGGUAGAUGA
Endocarpon pusillum Z07020 is the source of this 1485-nucleotide messenger RNA. RefSeq lists its product as uncharacterized. The record is from RefSeq and is a predicted model, not a curated record. Bases 1 to 1485 code for a protein of 494 amino acids. Gene Ontology annotation, molecular function: nucleosome binding. The transcript is spliced from 2 exons. Gene Ontology annotation, cellular component: Swr1 complex. NCBI's taxonomy places the organism in Eukaryota, Fungi, Ascomycota, Eurotiomycetes, Verrucariales, Verrucariaceae.